Tricharina praecox is the source of this 3162-nucleotide messenger RNA. RefSeq lists its product as uncharacterized. The record is from RefSeq and is a predicted model, not a curated record. Bases 190 to 2937 code for a protein of 915 amino acids. The transcript is spliced from 4 exons. NCBI's taxonomy places the organism in Eukaryota, Fungi, Ascomycota, Pezizomycetes, Pezizales, Pyronemataceae.
GAUUCCACUGCCUGCCGACUUACUCUAGCGUGACCAACGCCGCCACUGGCCAGUAACCAAGCCAAACCGGACUGGGAUAACCAGCUUCCUGCAGCACCAGUGACCUCACACAUUCCCCAUCCAUUCCACCCUACUGGAUUUCCUCAAGGCUGCGCAUAGAUACCUAGGCAAGUACUCAGUACACAUGCGAUGUCUUCAAUCGGCGAAGCAUCGGGCAGCGGAUCCGGCGGCGGCGCCAGUGGCUCGUACAUCCCCGGCUCGGCGACCCCCUCGUCCCUGACCUCGCCAUUGCAGAAGACCAAGUCGCGGCACGUGCAGCUGGUGGAGGCAUCCGGCGCGGCGCUGCGAGAGCGGCAAUGGAGCACUGGUGGGCCGGGCCGGCCUAGGCCCUCGCCCAUGGUGCGCUCCCCGUCCGCGUACUCGGCGAGAUCGGCGUACUCGGCGUAUUCGCGCGCACAGUACACCUCCUCCGGCGCGAGGACCCCGAUCGAUCCUCACUCGCCGCGCGCGAGCAUCUCGACGUUCCAUCUGCAGCAUCUGCUGGAGAGCCUGGAGAUGGAUCAGUACGAUACGUUUGGCGUCGAGGAAUUGCGCGAUGGGUUCUUUGACGCGACGUUCUAUCGGUCGACCGCACAGCAGGGUGGGGAGGAUGGCGGCUCGUCGGACGAUGAGGAUGGCGGGUUCUUUGGUGUGGAUCCUGGAAAACACUUUCGGAGCACUGUCCAUACCCAGAUUGAGGACUGCGGAUACUUUUUCACCACGGCGUUUCGAUCGCGGUCCGGGAUUCGGCUCAUGAAGGCCUGCUUGGGGUACUUCAUUGCGUAUGUCUUCUGUCUCAUACCUCAGAUCCAGAGCGUGCUCGGGAAACACUCGUACUGGGUGCCUAUUGCGGCGCUCUUCAACCAUGCAGGCAGGACGGUGGGAGCCCAGAUCGACGGGACGGUCGGCUGCAUGCUCGGCGGGGCCUUUGGACUCGGCUUCGGCUGUCUAGCACUCGAGGCGGCGAGCGCCACGGCCGCAUCACGCAGUGCUUACGGUGGCGUUCUGGCAGCUUUUCUGAUCCCGAUCAUAGCUUUGUUGAGCUGGGUCCGCUGCUCCCUCCUGAGAUUCUACCAAGGCAUCAUCGCCGCUGGUAUCGCCUUGAUGUUCCUUUGUCUCGUCGAAACCGACGACAUCCCCCGUGAAGGCAGCUUGACACGUCCUAUCGUUCGAGAGUUUGCCGUACCUUGGUUGGUCGGCCUGGGAAUUAGUUUGGUUGUGAAUCUUUGUUUGUAUCCAGAAGCUGGCAGUAGAGUCAUAGCGACUGCUCUGCACGACUCCAUGGAAUCGGCACUGAGGGCGCUAGUAUUGCCGCGUACCUACUCGCUGGAGAUCCACAGCAACAUGAGUAAACAGCUCGUGAACCUUUCCGAUGCCGUGCGAGACAUGAGGAACGAGGCUACCAUCACGGCACUUGAGCCUGCCGACGUCGAACAGCUUCGAAAUCUCCUGCAGAGUGUCAUCAGACAGAUAAUGGCAAUAAAGCCAGAGACGAGUCUCUUCGACCAUGAGUCCUGCCAGCCGCCCUCAACGCCAUCGGGUGUUGAUAACCCGCACGACGUCAUCAUCAACAUUCACUCGGGCGAUUCGGUGGAUGUAGCCAGUAUCGACGGCGAGUCCACCUACGAGACUCCGCUGGAGGUUGUUCGCCAGACGAUGGCCGAACCAGCAAGGAACUUGGUCACGACCAUGGCGGCGAUGCUUCGCUGCUGCGAUAAUGCGCUAAUGAGGAUUGCCGGUCUUGCGGAUCUGUUCGACCACGAGGAAUUGUUUGACGUCGAGCUAUCACGCGAGGAGCUCAAGUCUGCAAUCGACGCAUUCGAUCGUGCCGAUGCCAUACUCAUCGAACAUCCCAGUCUGCCUUCAUCAUACUCCACACAUGCAGACCUGGUCGAGCUGUUCUUAUUCAUAAACCCACUUCGCCAAGCAGCCGGAGCGAUUGAUUCACUGGCCGACAGGGUGUUGCAGAUGAGCCGGGACCCAAAAGCGAGGCGAAAGCGGAUAUUCCUCCCGUCGUAUCCAUUCUGGAAAGCCAUAUACCGUACGAACCCACAGGUCCGCCACGACCGAGGCGGUGUGAGCGCAGGAUACUAUUUCCGAAUUAAAGGCGAGAUAAACAGCAUCAUGGGGAAGAUCCAUGCGCGGGCGUACCACCCGGAUCCCGAUGGGGGACCAGCAGACGAGGGCAUGUGGAGAAAGCAAGCCGGCAUCGAUGGCACGGCCGAUGGUGACACCCUGCGGUAUCGCACGUGGAAGAUUCUACACAGACUGCAACAGUUUGAAACGAAAUUUGCGGUCAAGGUGGUGUUGGUUACGGCAACGCUUAGUGCUCCGGCGUGGCUGAGACAGAGCUCGGACUGGUGGAGGGCACAUGACUCCUGGUGGGCUGUGAUUGCGGCGUGGCUCAUGAUGCACCCACGAGUGGGAGGGAAUGCUCAGGAUUUGCUAACAAGGACUAUUGCCACCGUCGUGGGCGCUGCAUGGGGGGGCUUCGCGUAUGGUGCUGGAUCGGCGGCAGGGCCUGGAGGCCGUCCGUACGUCCUCGCGGCUUUUGCAUUCGUUUUCAUGAUUCCGGCAGUCUUCCGGUUUAUGCUUUCAUCCCAUCCGCGUUCCGGCUUGAUGACUUGUUUGAGCUUCACGAUUGUUUCAUUGACGGCGCAUAACCAGCCUGAAGCAGGCCAGUCGGCAGCAGAGGUGGCGUCGCUGCUGGGAAUCGGACUGGUCAUCGGAGUGGUGGCGGCUGUGGCGGUCAACUGGGUGGUGUGGCCGUUCGUCGCCAGACAUGAGCUCAGGAAGUCAUUGAGCGAUAUGCUCUUGAAUCUUGGGAUCGCGUACCGCGGUGUUGUCGCCAGGCUCGUCUCCUUCACGUUCUACCUAACGGUGGCUUGCGCUCAUUGAUGUGAUUGUGCAGAUAUAUCUACCACGACGCCGAUUACCACCCAACCCGUGAAGAUAUCGAGAUGUCGGAGAUCCAAGAAGCCAAGCUACGCGAGUACUGCUUCCGGAUGAGGGAGUUAUCGGACAUGACCCGCCACGAAAUCCGUCCUCGAGGCCCGUUCCAUCCAGCGCCUUAUAACGCAGCCAUCGAUGCGUGUGAACGCUUCCUGGAGCACAUCAUCGAAG